GGGAAGAGCUGUCAAACUUUCGCUGUGAUCAGUUUAUCUGAUUAUUUCACGACAGAAUCCAUUCUGGUACAUUGUCUUAGAACAGAGUAUGUGCACAAGUGCGACUAAAACAAAAGCGGUAGAGCCGUUAAGGCAGACAAAGAUACUGGAUUACAUGAAGAAGAUUCCUGCCUCAAAAUUCACAACAGGGAAAAGGAAAAGUCUACUCACAGGAGAAGUCUCACCAGUUGUAAAAUUAACAAGUGAGCUUGAUAGAAAUGCACAUGAUUAUUCUCUGAAUUCAGCUGACCGUCAAGACUGUUAUGAAAUUGUUGAACCUUUUUUGAGUGUUAAUGGCUUUGGACAUUGGCAUAAUCUUAGGAAGAGAGCCAAAGUUGAUUAUACAGCAACGAAAAUCUCAGGUGGUGAAGAUGGUAACAAAGAGGUUGGAAAAGAUCUGAGUGAUGAUAACACAAAUCAGCAAGGUAGAAAUAAUAUAGCAAAAUAUGACAGGGAAAGACAUGAAUCGGGUAUAAAGAAGAGGGAUGAGAGGGAGAAAAGAGGGACAUUGGGCAGACAAACUAGUGGUGAAUUUAAUAUGAAGGGGGAUGUAAAAAGAAGACAAAAAGAAAGAAGUGAAAAAAUAAUGUGUUCUCAUGGUUCAGGGAAAGAAGAUGAAGAUAAAGAUUGGAACUUUAAAGGAAAAUCAAAAGUAAGGAAGUUAGAUUCUAAUGUGAAUAAUGACAGUAAACAAGACAAUAUACAAACAGAUAAGCAGAUGUGCAGUGAUGCUGGAAAUCAAAAACUGUAUUCUCUGGAGGACAAGUGUCAGAGUUGCAGGUACACAGGGCAUAUUGGAGAUUCUGUGAAUACUGAAACAGAAAAGACUGCAGCAUGCAACACCACUGAAACUGUUCAAACUUUGAGGAAUAUAGAAAAACCUAUUUAUGGAAGGAAUGAUCAUAUUGAAGCUGCAUGUGCUGUUUCAGAAGAAUUAACAGAUAGAAGUAUAUCUUGCUUGAACUUAAAAACUGUUGAUAUUGUGGAAAAGGAAGUUGAGGAUGGUAACAAAAAGAUUGAUAACUUUUUCAGAGUGAAGAAGACAGCAGGUAGUGUUCAGAAGGUUGAUGUUACCCCAAUGAAAGAUUACCAAACAGUUGAAAAACAUGAUCCUGUUAUAGUAGAUAGGGUAAUUGAUACUGAUAAUAGCUCAAAUAAAUUAUUUAAUUUUUACAUGACUUGUCCUGUCCCUAUACCAGAGAUAGAUUUUGACAUUACUGAUUAUAUAGAUGUUUACAACUUCCAAAUUGUCAAAGAAAAGGCUUUUGAUGUAGUUCAGACAGCUGUAAAUGAAAAAAGAGCUUCUUUGGAAAUAACUAGAAACAAAGCACAAUUUGUAGAAAAGCUUACAUGCAUGGAUACCUCAGCAAAUUGUUACAAUGAAUCAGAUGCAGACCAGAUCGUCCAAAAUCAUGUAGAUCAGCUAAAAGCUUCUUUUGAUGAUUUAACAGGCCAGGGCAAUGGAAACAAAGAAGCAAAAUAUAGUACAUCUAAUGACAGUUUAAAAAACCUCAGGUUUCAGAGUAACAAAGUUGAAGUGAAUCAGAAAACUGAUAGUGGAGAGGGCCUAUGUGGUUCAAGAAUGGAAACUUUGAGAGAUAAACUUAAUAUUGCUGUGGAAGAUGAAGCUAGUUAUGUAGAAGAUAUAAAUGACAUGUAUAGUGUUGGGCCUAGUGAAAGUUUAUUAGAACGCGAUAUUAUUGAACAGAUACAAGUAACUAGAAGUGAAAGUGGUAAAUGCACAGGAGAACACACUGGAGGAUCAGAAAGUACCAGUAAGAAUCCUAGUACAACGGAUGCAUCUCCAACUGAAAUCAUGCCAUUACAAGCUUCAUCUGUAGCGGAAGUUAGUUCUGUAGGGUUGGUGGAUGAAAAGAGCCAUUUACUGGUUGGUAGUGUUGUAUGGGGAAGGUUUAGUAAGAAUGUCUGGUGGCCAGCUCUGGUGUUGGAAGAGAAAUUGGUUCGGAAAUCAAACAAAGAUGGAUUUGUUUGGCUGUACUGGUUUUCUGAUGAACAAUACUCUCAGGUAAAAGAGUGUCAUGUGGAUCCAUUUUACAAGAAGUUUUUGUCAAGAUGCAGACAGACUAACAAUAAAAAAAUGAAGAAAGGGAUAUCCUUGGCUUUACAGAUUUGUGCAUGCAGAGCAGAGGUAGAUGUGACCAAGUAUGGUGGGAUAGAUGGUUGGGUGCAAGCUGAUGAUGGUUUCUUAUAUAAAGACAGGCAGCUAUUUCAACCUAAGUCAGAUGAUGCAAUACCAGAUUAUGUUUUCGAAAAUUUGGGUUUCACACCACCGUCUCCUUGCUAUCAAACAUCAAUAACAAAUAGUGACAAUACAAAUGAAGGCCAGGAACCAGUUUCAGUAGGGCCAGAACAAGGAAAGCAGACAUGUAAUACUGUGUGCAACAGCAGAAAGGAAGUCUGUAGCACAACACAGGACAUUGGUUUCAAUGGGGACAGUGAUGAAGGUGAGAGGUGUUUAGCAUGUGAUACUACAUGGGAAGUUUGCAAUGAACACCCGUUGUUUGUGGGAAAGAUUUGUCGUAAAUGCAAGGAAGUGUUAAGAAGUUCAUUCUAUGCAAUAGAUGAUGAUGGAUGCAGUAUGUUUUGUUGCAUAUGUGGAGAGGGAGGAAGCCUGUAUGUGUGUGAUGAUAUACUAUGUGGAAAAGCAUAUUGCUUCAUUUGUGUAGCUAGGCACUCUAGUCCCACCACAGUGAAAUAUGUGAAGGAUGCCAAAUGCUGGAAUUGUUUCCUAUGUACUGAGUAUUCUACUUGUACUCAUGGCCGACUAGUUCCACAGGAAGACUGGUCACUGGAGCUGGUCAAGUUCUUCCAAGCAGGCCAAGUCCCUUUGUGUGAUGAUUUACAGUACAUGAAGACAAACAGUAAGAGAAAGCUGAGAGUAUUGUCCAUGUUUGAUGGUAUUGGAACAGGAAAGCUAGUGUUAGAUGAGUUAGGGUUAGACGUAGAGGUAUACUACGCCUCGGAGAUAGAACCAGAUGCCAUCCUUGUCUCUAGAUACCAUCACGCACCAGUACACCUAGGUGACGCUUGGGACUUGGAUAGAAAUAAGCUUGAGACGUUAUGUCCUAUAGACCUUGUACUUGGAGGACCGCCAUGCAAUGAUUUAUCUAUCGUAAAUCCAGCCAGGAAAGGAUUCAGAUCAUUAACACAAACUAGCCAAAAGAUUUGUGAUGUUGUUUCUGAGGAAGUAUCAUGA
Mercenaria mercenaria is the source of this 3256-nucleotide messenger RNA. RefSeq lists its product as uncharacterized. Lineage: Eukaryota; Metazoa; Mollusca; Bivalvia; Venerida; Veneridae. The transcript has 15 exons. Gene Ontology annotation, biological process: regulation of gene expression. Gene Ontology annotation, molecular function: methyltransferase activity. Bases 89 to 3256 code for a protein of 1055 amino acids. Gene Ontology annotation, cellular component: nucleus. The record is from RefSeq and is a predicted model, not a curated record.